This is a messenger RNA of Rhododendron vialii, 1696 nucleotides long. Its product is annotated as protein ELC-like. The record is from RefSeq and is a predicted model, not a curated record. The transcript has a single exon. NCBI's taxonomy places the organism in Eukaryota, Viridiplantae, Streptophyta, Magnoliopsida, Ericales, Ericaceae. Gene Ontology annotation, biological process: endosome to lysosome transport; protein modification process; protein transport. The coding region runs from base 74 to 1447 and encodes 457 amino acids. Gene Ontology annotation, molecular function: ubiquitin binding. Gene Ontology annotation, cellular component: ESCRT I complex.
ACACCAAUUGGGUUUCUGUUCAACCCUCGAAAGCCGAAAAACGAAGAAUUUCAAAGCCCAAUCACCAUCCGUAAUGGCACCACCACCAUUCUUCCACGGCGGCUCGCCACCGCCACCACAACCGUCGUCAAACCCCGGCCAAUACAUCCAACAGUUCCUCAGCAACCUCCUCUCCCAGCGCGGCCCAUCCUCCCUCCCCUACUCCGAAGACUCCAAGUGGCUGAUCCGCCAGCACCUCGUGACCCUGACCGAGUCCUACCCCAGUCUCGCCCCCAAAACCGCGCUCUACACCCACGCCGACGGCCGCUCCUCAACCCUCCUCCAGGCCGACGGCACCGUCCCGAUCCUAUUCCACUCCGCCACCUACAACAUCCCCGUCGUGAUCUGGCUCCUCGAGCCCUACCCCCGCCGCGCCCCCCUCGUCUACGUCAACCCCACGCGCGACAUGGUCAUCAAGCGCCCCCACUCCUUCGUCGACCCCUCCGGCCUCGUGUCGGUACCGUACUUGUCGAAUUGGGUCUACCCGAGCUCCAAUCUGAUCGACCUGGCCCGGGACUUGGCCCGGCACUUUGCCCGCGACCCGCCCCUCUACUCCCGCCGUCCCCCCGCUCCGAACCCUAAUCCUAGUUUCGCCUCGUUGAAUGAUUCCGUGUCGGUACGCCCCAAUCAGAACCCUAACCCUAGUUUUGCCUCGUCGAAUAGUUUCGUUCCGGGGCGCCCCAACCCAAACCCUAACCCUAGUUUCUCCGCAUUGAAUAAUUCCCCAUCGGGAUGGCCCGAUCCAAACCCUAACCCUAGUUUUGCCUCAUCGGGUAAUUCAGUCUCGCUUCGUCCGGCGAUCCCUCCGAGAUCAUAUCCGCAAUCCCCGUAUGGGAGCGGUGGUCGGCAGGUUGGGACUGAGGAUCCGGCCGAGGUAUUUAAGAGGAAUGCUGUAAAUAAGCUUGUGGAGAGCUUGAGUAGUGAUAUCGGGGUUUUGAGGAAGACGAGGGAAGGGGAAAUGGAGGGGGUGGUCAGUGUUCAGGCGGCGUUGAGGGAGAGAGAGGAACGGAUUGGGAGAGGGGUGAGAGAGAUGCAGGGGGAGAAGGAGGCGCUGGAGCAGCAGUUACAGAUGGUUUCGAUGAAUACGGAUGUGUUGGAGGGUUGGUUGAGGGAGAAUGGGGGAAAGGUGAAGAAUGUAGAUGUUGAUGAUGCAUUUGAGUGUUGUGAUGUUCUUUCUAAACAGAUGAUUGAGUGUGCAGCAGCGGAUUUGGCUAUUGAGGAUGUGGUGUAUGCUUUGGAUAAGGCGGUACAAGAAGGGUCGAUAGCUUUUGGUCAGUACUUGAGGAAUGUGAGGUUGUUGUCACGGGAGCAGUUUUUCCAUAGGGCUACGAAUUCUAAAGUUAGGGCUGCUCAGAUGGGGGCUCAGAUUAGUAGUAUGGCUGCUAGGGCAUCUCAACUAGCUGUGUGAAAAAUGAAAAUUCAUGUCCUUGUGUAUCACACAGGCUUCAUUUGCCCCUAUUUUUGGUGGUAUAUCUCUAAUAUCCGUGGAUGAUAUUUGAGUACUCAUGUGGUUUCAUGCAGGCAUGCAAAAAUCUGCUGGUCUUUGAAAGUUUUUGUGGGUCCUCAAUUCCGUAUUUCUGAUAAUGUGAGAACAAUCUUUAUUAGUUUGUAUUGAUAUAAAUGAUAAAGAAGCUUGGAGCUUAUGUUUUUGCCGCAA